AUGGAUGAAUCAGAUUUCGAUGACUUGGAUUCUAGGUUUGUGUCUAAUUGGUCUGAGGAUUAUUUAGAACAGCUAGACACAUCACAGCAUAAUUUCCCGAACACAUUAUGGCACGUGAAACCACCAGUCGAAAUAGUUUUGAAGUCAUCGGCCAUGUUGAUUAUCGGUAUUACCGGAAUCUUCCUAAAUUCCAUUAUCUUGAUCAUAUUGUUCAGAAAUAAAUGGCUAUGGACUGCCAGUAAUUAUUUGGUUGGGAACUUGGCACUAAUUGAUCUUUUAACACUUCUCAUCUGCCCCUGGUUUAUGCUCGUCAGGGAUUUCUAUCAGCAGUACGUUUUGAGGAAUUUUGGUUGUCGCUUUGAAGGAUUUUUACAAGCUUCCUUCUUAUUGGCGGGUGUUUGCGCAGUCUUGCUAGUGUCGUAUGACCGUUUAGCAGCUGCAGCGCUUGCGGCUGAUACUCGAGUGACUAUCAAAGUCGCUCCCUAUUUAAUAGUAGCGUCAUGGAUUAUGUCCAUGAUAGUUUCAUUACCAUGGGCAGUGAAAAGAGAAUUUGUGGAACGGCAAUGGAAGAACUAUGUGGAGAUGUUCUGUAUAGAAGAUUCCAAGGUCCUUGGCAUUUACUGGCACUUUCUACUUAUGUUGCUAGUUUGGGUACCUCUUGGCGUAAUGGUUGUAACUUACGCUAUAAUAAUGUGGCGUCUGGAGUGGAGUGUCCGUGAGCUCGCUUCUCGUGGUGGAGGCCAGUCCAUUGCCAGAGCCAGAACCAGAACUUUAAGGAUUACUGCCUGUGUUCUCCUAACCAGCUUGAUCUGUAGGAUGCCAUUCACUGCCUUCAUCUAUUGGAGAAACAAUUUACCUAACGAAGUCAAUUCGGCUGAUGGUGGUUUCCAGAUUAUGUGGUUUGCGUCUAACUACCUUCUGUACUUGAACUGUGCUAUCAAUCCUCUUAUCUACGGAUUCACUAAUGCGAGGUUCAGGAAAGCUAUGGACAGGACUCCUGGCGUUGCUUGCUUCAAGUUUGGAUCCUGGUGUUGUUUGUGUGAUGUGCCUGCCAAGAAACAUGAUCAAGGUCAAGAGAAGAAUACGGAGAAGAUUUUUGUCAUCGCACAUUCCCCGAAACCGCACAAGAAGAUUUCGAAAGCGAUUAAGAAUAUUCUGCACAUAAAGAAAGAUACUUUGGAAUUCAGCAUCAAAGUUGAUGAAGUUACCACAAAACCUACAAAAAUAACGCCUGUAAAAACUGAACCAGUUCUUGACAAUGGCAAAAUAUAA
Molecule: messenger RNA, 1272 nt
Organism: Spodoptera littoralis (African cotton leafworm)
Lineage: Eukaryota; Metazoa; Arthropoda; Insecta; Lepidoptera; Noctuidae
Source: the annotation of a GenBank genome assembly